UUGAAUGGUACAGUUUUGUUAAUGUAUUUGAUGAUAUGCUUGCAACAGCUUUUCUCACAAGCGCAAGAAAUUCUUUGACAAUGGUGUCAUCUGCCCUACAUCGUGAGGCUGAUAUGGCGGCUGCACCUAUUCUCGUAAUGGAAUCUGAUAUUAAGAAUAGACAGGUUAUAUUAAAUCCUGACAUGGACGCAAUUGCAAAUUUACUGAGUUCUAAUAUUGACCGAGUUCAUAAUAUACUUGAACAGUUUCCUCGGAUCGCUAAUAAAAUGAAAUUGCCAAAAGAGCAACAGUCACAUCCAUUUCCUAAAGUUUUUCGAGACGAUUCGGAAUGCAGGGGAAUAAUUCGAAAUAUUGAAGCAGAAAUAAAACACGAGCGUGAAGAGAUUGAUGGCUAUGUAUCAUUUUGGAAUAGUCACAGGGCCUUAUGGGAAACAUCGGAAUCUGAAUUUACUAAACGUGUUAAGUCCACUCCAAUGACAGCCGAUAUUUUUGAGGCAAGCAUUGAAUACUACAGCACAAUGGCAGACGACAUUUCUUUUGUUGAUGCUAUAUCGCAUGUUUACUUUAUACUUAUGAAUCAGAAUUACAUAAAGAAUACGAUACUUGAUUGGAUUGAAAAAUGGCAGGCGUUGAACAUUAAAAUUCUGGUAAACCAUUCAUUUUCAUUAAUACGAUCGAUCUACAGAUAUAUGCGGAGAAACGAGCGAAAACUAAUUUUGGUUCCCCGAACGCUAAAAGAGUCUUUAGCAUCUAAGGAAUUUUUCGAGCAACUAAUUGAAGAUGUGCCGAUUAGGCAAGCAACUUUUCCUCCCAUGCUUGAACUUUUUGGAGUAUUAGACAAAUAUCAGGUUGACAUCCUUGAUGAAAUACGUCAAAAAGUUCUGGGUCUAAACAAUGCAUGGCAGCACUAUCUUAAGAAGUUAGCAGAGGCGGACGAGAUGUUAGACAACAAUCGCGAAGAAUUUAAGAAAAUUUUGCUUCAGCAGGCCGAAAAGUUUAAAAUUAUUCUUAAAGAAUUUCUUGAUGAUUUUUAUUUGAAGUUACCAACUUCGGCUAAUAUAAAUCCAAAAAUUGCACUAAAAUUCCUCAAAAUUAUAGCUCUAAAGGUUGAAGAUUGUUUUAAAUUUGAGGAAAGUUUAAUGCGUGACUUGUCAGUAUUUAAUGUUAAUCAACCUGAAAGUGUCGACCUCCGGAAACUGGAGGCUGAAGUUAAAAUUGUACAGAAUAUAUGGGAUCUAAUACUUGACUGGCAAACCAGUUGGGAAGGUUGGAAAAAGGGAAAUUUUUGGAAAAUCAAUAUUAAUGAAAUGGAAGAUUUUGCUUUAAGUUUGUAUAAAGAAUUUAGCAUUUUAAGUAAGAAAUUUUAUGAUCGUCAUUGGGAAAUGCUGGAAGUAACCACGAAAAAUUUAGACAGUUUUCGACGUACUUUGCCAUUGAUAACAGCAUUAAAAAACACAUGUAUGCGAGAGCGUCAUUGGAAUCGGGUUCGCGAUGUACUUCAGGUUGAAUAAAGACAAUCCAGCGGCGGUCAGCAUCAAGACAUCCAGAAUCUUGGAUGCAUAGGCAGCUGCCGCCGCACAGUGGGCGGCGUUCUAUGGGAGAGCGGCCAAAAAUACUUACAGUAAAGGUAGAGGCUUGAA
Molecule: messenger RNA, 1640 nt
Organism: Drosophila obscura
Lineage: Eukaryota; Metazoa; Arthropoda; Insecta; Diptera; Drosophilidae
Product: dynein heavy chain 2, axonemal-like
Exons: 4
Coding region: 36-1511 (491 amino acids)
Biological process (GO): microtubule-based movement
Cellular component (GO): dynein complex
Molecular function (GO): dynein light intermediate chain binding; dynein intermediate chain binding; minus-end-directed microtubule motor activity
Source: RefSeq, a predicted model, not a curated record